AUGGCCGACCCCCGCGUUGAAGAGCUUCCCGAUGAGGAGGUCCCCAAGACCGUCGAAUCCGACUCUGAGUCCGAGGCUGGUGAUGAGCCCGUUAUCCCCGGCGGCGCUGCUGUCACCAUCCACUCUCGCAACGAGAAGAAGGCCCGCAAGGCCAUUGCCAAGCUCGGCCUGAAGCACGUCCCUGGCAUCACCCGUGUCACUCUCCGCCGCCCCAAGAACGUCCUCUUCGUCGUUAACCAGCCCGAUGUCUACCGCUCCCCCUCCAGCAACACCUGGAUUAUCUUCGGUGAGGCCAAGAUUGAGGACCUGAACGCCCAGGCCCAGGCUUCCGCCGCCCAGCAGCUCGCUGCUGCCGAGGCUGCCGGUGACCACGCCGGUCACGACCACGAGCACGAUCACGACCACGGCAAGGGCAAGGCCAUUGACCUUGAGCCCAAGAAGGAGGAGGAGGAAGAGGAGGACGAUGGUGAGGAGGUCGAUGAGGCAGGCCUCGAGGCUAAGGACAUCGAGUUGGUCAUGGCCCAGGCCAGCGUUUCUCGCAAGAAGGCUGUCAAGGCCCUGCGGGAGAAUGACAAUGAUAUUGUCAACUCCAUCAUGGCCCUCAGCAUAUAA
Messenger RNA from Penicillium subrubescens, 612 nucleotides. Its product is annotated as nascent polypeptide-associated complex subunit alpha. Lineage: Eukaryota; Fungi; Ascomycota; Eurotiomycetes; Eurotiales; Aspergillaceae. The transcript is spliced from 3 exons. The record is from RefSeq and is a predicted model, not a curated record. Gene Ontology annotation, biological process: protein targeting to membrane. Gene Ontology annotation, cellular component: nascent polypeptide-associated complex; cytoplasm. Bases 1 to 612 code for a protein of 203 amino acids.